Clunio marinus is the source of this 201-nucleotide messenger RNA. Lineage: Eukaryota; Metazoa; Arthropoda; Insecta; Diptera; Chironomidae. The record is from the annotation of a GenBank genome assembly.
AUGCAAAAUAGCUUAAAACCUUCCGAUUUAUUGUGCGUUGGUUUAUUCAGUAAACAUCAGGCAUUCUUUACACAAAGUAUGUGUCAAAGUGAAAUCAAUUCAGGUAGAAAAUCUAUCGGAUCACGUCAAACAUUAAAAUCAAAUUUCCGCAUCAAUCACGUGUUCUUUUUCAAACAUCUCAGAAUAAUUCAAGAUAUCUAA